CAUGAGUGAACGCACGUCUUGUGAAUAGAAGUUGCAGUUUCAAUAAAAAUAUAGAACUGUGUUUGAGAAAUGUGAAUAUAGUGUCGUUGUGAAGUACAAUAAAAUGUAUCGCAAAAUUGUGUGGUGUUACAUUAUAAUAUUGACGUUAUUGGAUAUAUCACACAACAGCAAACUGACAGCGCAGGGAAAGAGCCAUGGGGUCUCAUCAGCAGGUGUACAUGACCACUUGGUAGAGGGGAUCACUAUACAGGAAUGGGGCAAAGACUCCGGGGCAGCGGGCUCGUCGGAGGGCCCGGCGGAGGGCGCGAGCAGCGCGGGCGCGGGCGCGGGCCCGCCGGGCACGGCGCUGCGGCUAUCGCCCGCGUCGCUGCACCUGGGCCCGCGCCCGCUCGCCACGCCGCACGCCGCCGCCAUCACGCUCACCAACCUCGCCAACAACACGCUGCACCUCGCCUCCGUCUCCGGCACCACUGCUGACUUCCACGCCUCAUUCUUCGAAGCUAAGUCGCUGGCGCCCGCGGGCAACACGUCGUUCAGCGUGGUGUACUUGGGGCGGUGCGAGGGCUUGGUGUCGGCCACGCUGUACAUCCACACGUCGCUGGGCGUGCACCGGCUGCAGGUGUCGGCCGAGGGCGUGGCCUCCGACUGGGGCGUGUGGCCGCUGCUGGCGCUGCGGGUGCCCAGCAACGCGUCGCUCUCGCCGCUGCUCACGCUCAGGAACCCCACGCCGCACCCCGUGCAGGUGAGCGAGGUGUACUCGUCGGGCGGCUGGGUGCGGCUGGCGCUGCCGGCGGGCGCGGCGGCGGCGCCGCGCGCGGCCUGGCUGCUGCCGCCGCACGGCGCGCGGCCGCUGGUGCGCCUGCGCGUGCUGCCGCCGCCGCACCACCACGUGCACACCGCCUACAUCAAGAUCAAGGCCAACAUCACGGGCGGCGGGCUCGUGCUGGCCGUGGAGGCGCGCGCCGCGCCGCCCGGCGAGUACGCCGAGCCCGUGCAGCUGCGCAUGCGCGCGCGCGGCACGCGCGACCCGCCCGACACGUUCUCUAUCUCGGUGGGCAACAGCGCGGGCUCGGCGCUGCGGCUGGAGGCGGGCGUGUGGGGCGCGCGCUGCGGCCCGCAGCCGCAUGACGUCACCGCCUACGACCACGAACACCACACCAACGGCGUGAAGUCAGAAGGCGCGCACGUGUCGUUGCUGCGGUCACACCUCGAGCCACACCAGGAGCUCACGCGCACCGCAGAGUUCACGCUCGACUACGAGAAGCUGUGGGGCGGCUACGUGGGCCAGGGCGGCGGCGGCGAGGGCGGGGGCGGGGGCGGCGCGUGGUGCGGCGGGGUGCUGCGCCUGGGCCGCGCCGCCGUGCCCUACAGCCUGCGCCUGCUGCCCGGCACGCUGCGGCUGCAGCCCAACGACUUGCAGUUCGUGCUGUCGGCGGGCGGCGGCACGCGGCACGUGGAGCUGCGCGUGCACAACGGGUUCGGCGUGGGCGUGCGGCUGCGGCACGUGGCGGCGCCGCGGGCGCUGCGCCUGGCCGGCUGGGCGCCGCGGACGCUGCCGCCCGGGGGCAGCGCGCUGCUCGCCACGGUGUCGCUGCGGGACGGCGCCGCGACGGCCACGGUGGACGACAAGCUGGUGAUACACACCAACGUGACGGACUACAGCAUACCGCUGGCGGUGUACGACGGCCGGCUGCAGGUGGAGUGGGAGUGGGCGGGCUGGGCGGGCGGGCCGCUGCGCGUGGGCGCCGUGGGCGCGUCCAGCACGUGGCACGUGGCGGCGCGCCUGCGCAACCCCGCGCCGCGGCCGCUGUGCGCGCGCGCCGCGCACGCCACGCUGGCCGGCGCCGACCUCGUGCUGCCCGCCUGCGCCGCGCACCGCCCCGCGCCCGAGGACCACCCCUGCCGCGAGUGUAUUCCCGUGCGUGUGCCGCAGCGCUGCAUCCCGGGCGGCGGGUGGAUGGCGGCGACGCUGACGCUGGUGGCGCCCGCGACGGCCGGCGCGCUGAGCGGCGCCGUGCACGUGCGCACGCAGCACGGCCUCACCGUCAGCGCCGUCAGCGCCACCGUGCACGCCGGCCGCCUGCACGCGCCGCCGCUGCGGCUGGCGCCCGCCGCGCCCUACGCGUGGGCGGAGGCGCCGCUGACGGUGGAGAGCACCAUGGCGCUGCACAUGCGCGUGCUGGGCGCCGACCAGCAGCCGCGCACCAAUCACGACCCCGCGCUGCAGUUCGUCAUGUCGGAGGAGGCGCCGGAGAUCCGGCCCGGGAACCACACGCUGGGCCGCGUGCUGUACGCGCCCGAGGUGCUGUGCGCGCCGCACUGCUACACGGGGCUCGACGUCGAGUCCGCAGAGGGCGCGGCGUGGGCGGCGGCGGCGGGCCCCGAGUACGCGGCGCCGGCGCGGCGCCAGGAGCGCGCGCUGCUGGGCGCGCGGCGCGCCGCGCAGCUGCGCCAGGCCGCGCCGCUGCUGCUGCGCAACCGCACGCUGCUGCUGCGCACCGACCAGGUGGCGCAGAUCCGCGUGGAGGUCGGCGUGUCCCUGGCGUGGCCGCGGCUGCUGGCGACCGCGGGCCCGGGCUGGGCGGGGCUGGCGGCCGUGGGCGCCGCCAGUGCGCUGACCCUGCGCCUGCGCAACCCUUCCCGCAGCCACUCGCUGCUGCUGCAGCCCGUGCUCGGGCCCCCGCCUGACCGCCCGCUCCCGGACGUAUGGGAACCUGAAUCGGAGAUAUGCAAGCAAGAAGAGUGUAUCUACAAUCGAGAAGCCUUCACGAUGAACGGGUGGCGCGUGGUGACGGGCGCGGCGUGGGAGUGGAACGGCUCGGAGGGCUCCCCCGAGGGGGCGGCGGGGGGUCCCGGGGGCCAGGGCGGCGGGGGGCCCUCCUCGCUGCUGGCGCUGCCGCUGCUGCGACUGGCGCCUGCGUCUGAGAUCGACGUCGACAUCACGUUCGCGCCGCGCGAGCCCGCCACGCUCACCGCCUACUUGUAUUUAAGAAAUAACUUGACGAUAGUGGAGGGCGUACAAUUAGUCGGGCGCGGAGCGUUCCCGACCUUCGAGCUGGGCGGGCGGCGACCCGGCUCUACGACGCCGCUGCUGUUUGAGGUGAGCGAGUGCGGGGCCAACGGCGUGGUCCGGCGCACGCUGGCGGCGCGCAACACGGGGCUGGUGGGCGUGCGCCUGCGCGACUGGCGGGUGGCGGGCCGCGCCUGCGCCGGCCGCGGCUUCGCGCUGGAGCCCUGCGCCGCGCUCACGCUGGCGCCCAACCAGUCGGCGCCGCUCACGCUCACCUUCACGCCCGACUUCACGCUGGCGCGCGUGGCCGCCACGCUGGAGCUGCGCUCGGAGCGCGCCCGCGCCGCCUUCCGGCUGGCCGCCGUCACGGCGCCGCGCACGCUGCGCGACUGCGCCGCGCAUGCGCCGCGCCCGCCCUUCGAGCCGCCGCUGCGCGCCGCCGGCUCGCUGCUGGCGCUGGCGCUGCUGGCGCUCGUGCUGGCGGCCGCCGCGCUGGACGCCGAGCGCCUGCUGCGCCGCGCCCGCGCCGCCCGCCUGGCCGCCGCGCCGCGCGCCGCGCUGGACCUGCGCGCGCUACACGCGCCACAAGCGCCACCAGCGCCCGCGCCCCGCGCGCCCCGCGCCGUGCCGCGCCGCCGCCGCGCCCGCAAGCACGACCCGUGCGCCGAGAGCCGCGCCUUCGAGCGCUGGCGCGCCGGCCUGCGCCGCGCCCGCCGCGACGACCGCUCCAGCGACGACGCCGAGCCCGACCCGCCGCCGCCGCGCACCAGCAGCUCCGGCGAGUCCGAGUCCGAGUCGCCGCCGGAGCCCGACUACGACGAGCGCCGGCCGCGGGAGCCGCGCGCGCCACCGCAGCCCGAGGACGAGAGCACGCCCGAGCCGGCCGACGCGGAGCCCGAGGCCGAGCCGAGCGCGCGCGCCUCGCCGCUGGCGGCGCCGAGCGAGGCGCAGGCGCGGGCGGCGCGGCGCCGCGACGCCGACCCGCGGCGCGAGCGGCGCGCCGACGCGGAGGCGCGCGCGGCCCGGGCGGCGGGCGGCAAGGCGGCGCCGCGGCGCGACAAGCCGGGCCGCCGCCGCGAGCGCGCGCCGCCCACGCCGCCGCGCGCCGAGCCGCCGGCGCCCGAGGCGCGCGGCGCCGCGCCCGCGGCCCAAGGCGUGCGCUGGGGCGCCACGUGGUCGUCCGUGGUGGCGCGCUCGGCCGCCGCCACGCCGCCGCAGCCGGCGCCGCCCGCCGCCCGCGCCGCCCGCGCCGACCCCGAGCCGGCGCGCUCCACCCCCUCCGACAACUCGCUGUUCUACUUCAACGGCGACCAGCCCGUCACGCGCCCGGAGCCCGAGUACGGCUGGCGCGCCUCGCCCUCCGACCGACCCUUCGGAUCACCCGCCAGAGAAUUCCUUGACGAGCCGGUGCGGUCGGGCGGCGCGUACGGCAGCAUCGGCAGCGCCAGCCCGGCGCCCGUGUGGGCCGGCCCGCUGGAGGCGCGCGCGCCCGGCGCCGCCUGGCCCUGGCCCUCCUACUCCGCCGCGCCAGGAUCAGGCGCAGUGCGCCCGCCUCCAGGAUUCGGCUCCUCACCAGCGACUACCGUCGGUUCGGGAUGCGUGGGCGCAGUCGGUAACUCCGUGGGCGCAGUCGGUACCUCAGUGGGCGCCGUGGGUACCUCAGUGGGCGCCGUGGGCACCUCAGUGGGCGCCGUGGGCUCGCCCGUGGGCGCCGUGGGGUCCGUGGGCGCGGUGGGCGGCGCGCGGCCCUUCGACCCGUUCCACUCGCUGGCCGCCAUCUGGUCGCGCACGGCGCUGGACUGGCGCGCGGACGCCGCGGACGAGCGCCAGUAGGGCGCGGCCGCCCGGGGCGGCGCGCGGCGCUGCGCUAGUCACCGUCCCACAGCGCGCGCGCGCCGCCCCGGCCGCACUCCGUGGCCCUCCACCUCCCGGGAUCUUCCUCACGUCCGUCUCUACCCCGAGCUCGUGUAGUAUGAUGGCGAUGCUAGUCGCGAUUCGAUAUGUUAGUGUCACUCGAUCGUCUGUUCAAGACUGAAUAAACUUACAUUUCGCUAAUUA
Molecule: messenger RNA, 5068 nt
Organism: Pectinophora gossypiella (pink bollworm)
Lineage: Eukaryota; Metazoa; Arthropoda; Insecta; Lepidoptera; Gelechiidae
Gene: Tmem131
Product: transmembrane protein 131
Exons: 21
Coding region: 104-4843 (1579 amino acids)
Cellular component (GO): membrane
Source: RefSeq, a predicted model, not a curated record